UUUAUUGAAAAUACCCAAACCAGCAUUAAACUCCAAACUAAGCAGAAGAAAUGGCAGCAACAAUAGUCGGUAAAUAUCGGAGAGUCUCAACCGAGAACUACGAGGAAUUUUUGAAGGAAUUGGGUGUCAACUGGAUAAUGAGAAAAGCUGCAAACUUGACUGUCCCAAUUCUAGAAGUCACUGAGAAUAAUGGUCUCUGGAAGAUUUGCACAGGAAGUGGAGACCCUCCUAGUUGUUCAGUAGAGUUAGAAUUCGUCCUAGGCGAUGAAUUUCAAGAGACAACAGCUGAUGGAAGAGAGGUGACCUCUAUUAUCAACCUAACUGGAACUACUAUGAUUCAAACGCAGAUGUCUAAUUCAGGGGGCCGCAACUCAACCGUAAUUCGCGAGUUUCUGGGAGAUACUGUUACGGUUACAUUAGGAGUAGAUGGCUGGCCACGUUCCUGUGUACAAGUAUUUGAAAGAAUACAAUAGAGGUUCAAGCCCUGAGCACUUUUGAUCUUAGAAGAAGAACAUCAUCUAUGAUCAAUGAUCAUCUAUAGUAAUUGUUCUAAAAUAUGAAAUAAACUGUGGAUUUGUUCA
This is a messenger RNA of Eurytemora carolleeae, 581 nucleotides long. RefSeq names its product fatty acid-binding protein, adipocyte. Gene Ontology annotation, molecular function: fatty acid binding. Gene Ontology annotation, cellular component: cytosol; nucleus. The coding region runs from base 51 to 473 and encodes 140 amino acids. Gene Ontology annotation, biological process: fatty acid transport. The record is from RefSeq and is a predicted model, not a curated record. The transcript has a single exon. Lineage: Eukaryota; Metazoa; Arthropoda; Copepoda; Calanoida; Temoridae.